Molecule: messenger RNA, 804 nt
Organism: Aedes albopictus (Asian tiger mosquito)
Lineage: Eukaryota; Metazoa; Arthropoda; Insecta; Diptera; Culicidae
Product: farnesol dehydrogenase-like
Exons: 2
Coding region: 27-761 (244 amino acids)
Molecular function (GO): oxidoreductase activity
Source: RefSeq, a predicted model, not a curated record
UUCGGAUCGAACCACACCUCGCCGAAAUGGAUCGUUGGGUUGGGAAAGUGGCCGUAGUGACCGGUUCCAGCUCCGGUAUCGGUGCCGCCGUAGCCAAGGACUUGGCCAAGGCAGGAAUGGUGGUCGUUGGGCUGGCACGGCGAGUGGAGCGCGUCGAAGCUCUGAAGCAAGAUUUGCCGGAAUCUGCUCGAGAUCGGCUGAAUGCGUUCAAGUGCGAUGUGUCCAAGGAGGAGGAUAUUCUGAGGACUUUCAAGUGGGUCGAGGAGAAGUUCGGCGGUGUUGACGUGCUGAUUAACAACGCCGGGAUUCUACCGGAAGCUGAUCUUUUGGAAACCGAUAAUACGCAACUGUUGCGCGAUGUGAUGGAUACGAAUGUGAUGGGGUUGGUGCUGUGCAGUCGGGAGGCUUUUCAAUCGAUGAAGAAGCGUUCGGUCGAUGGUCAUAUUGUACACAUUAACAGUAUUGCCGGUCGCAGAGUUCCGAACUUCCCGAAGUUGAACAUUUACGUUGCGUCCAAGCAUGCUGUUACGGCUAUUACGGAAACAAUGAGGAAUGAACUAAGGAAAGCGGGUACUGGGAUCAAGGUUACGAGCAUCAGUCCAGGCAUGGUUGAGACAGAAAUCUUGCCGGAUUCAAUUCGUUCUACAAUGCCUAUGUUGAAAUCCGAGGACAUAUCAGAAGCCGUACUGUACGUACUAGGAACGCCUCCACGGGUACAAAUCCAUGAAUUGAUAAUUAAACCGAUAGGUGAAACUAUGUAAACAUAAUGUAAUAUGUAUUAAUGCAAACCCAAGAAAAAACAUC